UUAGUCUCCGUCUUGGCUGAAAUAUUCUUUUAAAUUAAAUAAAACCCACGAAAUAAUAAUCAAAUAUCACAAACAUGAUACUAUUCGAGUGUUUCGACCGUUGAUUCAUUUAUCUCGGCUUUAAACAUGUGGUAUGGUUUAAUUGGUGCAACCAUAAAAAUAUAGAAUCUGUAAUGUAUAUGAACAAGAUUUUAUCGUGACAUAGAAACAAAGCUUUUUCUGCAGUUAAAAUAUAAAACAUUGAAAUGUUCUCUAAGUCCUUAACCAGUAAGGAUACGUUCCUCGAGCAAACAAAGGCCGCCAGGGAAGAACGGGCAUUAGAGAAGAAACGAGAGACGUCAGCUAUUAAGAUCCAAGCAAUAGUAAGAGGAUGGCUUGCUAGACAGAAAUUUGUUAAGUUAAUACUAAAAGAAUUUGAUGAACUGCUCCCCGAAGUGAACCCGCAUGGAUCACAGGAGGAACCAUCGCCUGCAUUUGAGCUGAUUCCAGCAUUAGAUGUGUAUAAAGCAUCAUGUCGCUUAUUCCUGAUAUUUAAACAACAAAGAGACAGAAAGAGAUUGGAGAAGCUCUGCAAAUAUAUUGUGCAAAGUCUCCACUCAGACUCCGUUAAACUUUCAUAUGUUGGAGUGUUUCUAAAUAAAGAAUACAGCUUGCAAUGGAUAGCACAUAUAAAGGUACUCCUUUACAAAUGCUGUUUAUAUCUGGAAGAACUAAAACCCGAAUCACCGAUAGACAUGCAGAGUAUCCUCAUACUUCUGCAUACACUAAUAGCCUUUACUGCAACCAACACUUGGGCUCUCACAAGACUUAAGAACUUUGAUAAGCUCAGAGGUGGUAUGACACAACUGUGUGCCAAUAUCAUGGGAUCAUUGUUUCAUAAAGGCUAUUAUUUAACAUUAAAGUCUUUACUACUUCGUGGUUUGUGUCGUGAAAAAGUCAGCCUGAAAAAUAUCUCAUUAACUGCAAUAAUUACAUUGUCAUUGAGACCGCUCGUUUCCGCACAGUUUUCGGAGAAAUUACUCACAAUGUAUAUAAUACAGAUCUUAUCUGUGCCCACGCUAAUAUACCAUAUGCAGCAGAUAUCACCAGAGUCAAUUGCAGCAUUUCGUUCGCACGCCAUGUUUGACAAAUGCUUGGAAUUUUUGAGUACUGAUCAAAAUAUGCGUAUUGUAUUCAACACAUUGGAAGGGAAUUACGCAUUGUGUUUGUUGGCCAACCUGAUACAGAUGGCUCAUAUAGAGAGAGAACAUGCAUUACCAGAGUCUUUUUAUCCCACUUUUGUGUUGGUGGUGACAAGAUUUCUCGAUUCCUGUCAACAAUAUGUGGUUCUCAAGAAAAGUAAUCUUAGUAAUUGGCACCCAGUCCUCGGUUGGUUUUCUCAAAGCUUCGACGCAUUUUUGCCUCCCGCUAUGGGAAAUCUUCGCAACCAACUUGCUUUGUUAUGGGGAGGACCGUUACUGAAGAAGAUAAUGGCAACUCCGCUUAAAGAAAUGGUUGAGGCUGGUGUGAGUGGUGAGGAAGGCGCGGGCCCUUCGCAACCUUCCACACCUAUACAAAGUAUGAACCCAGCGGCAUUGAUAAGGAGAGCUAUUGAAGCAAGGACUAGUAGAUCUAGUUCCAACAAGAACUUCAGGAGACUCGGUUCACCAGAUAGCACGAAGGCAGCUCUCAUCUGUUCCAUGUACCAUACCGCGCUGCAAACUAUGACGCAAGUCAAACUGGAUAUACUCACAGGUCUUUGUAAUCAGGAUGAAAUUUUAUACUCGCUAUGGCAGUUUCUAUGCACAUUGGGACCAAACUGCGGUCUGAAGUCUUUCCUUGAUCUCUUAGCUGUAAAUACGAAGACUUCUGCGCCUGAAUUUCAGAUGUUGAUACUUUUCGCUGAUUGUAUGACGCAUUAUGUUACUAUUUUGGACGAUAUGGAAAUGUAUGAGCAACAAGAUCCAUUCAAAUUGGAAGACUUUAUUAUUAUGUCACAAUUUCUAAAUAUGUUUGUAUACAAAUCGAUCAUGGGACAGUUAUUUGAUCUGAAGAGCAUCAGCAGCAAUGCCUUGUUCAGUUCUCUGCACACUUUGCUGCUGGCGCUGUACCGGCGCGACUGUCGGCGACCUUACGCUCCUCCACAUCACUGGCUUGUACGAGACAUACGAGAUAACCACUUCAUGGCUGACCUGGAGAAGGGCAAGAAGCCGCAACAGGUAUUAGUACAGAAGACACCGCAUAUGAUAGCGCAUGGUGAACGAGUCAGAUUGUUUAGACGAGCAGUCGCAGAUGAAAAGGUGGUGCUGGGUCUGACGGAGCGGGCAUGUGUGUCAGGGUUGAGGUCAACAUUGGUGACAGUGAGACGCGCUCGUCUGGUGGAGGACGGGUACCGUCAGUUGGCGGCGCUGCCGGCGCGUGCGCUGAAGGCUGUCGUGCGCGUGCGCUUCGUCAACCAACAGGGACUUGACGAGGCGGGUAUAGAUCAAGAUGGCGUCUUCAAAGAGUUCUUGGAGGAGACGAUCAAACGCGUGUUCGACCCCUCGUUGAACCUGUUCCGUGUGACGAGCGAGGAGCGUCUGUAUCCCUCCCCCACCUCCUGCCUGCAGGAGAACCACCUCCAACUCUUCGAAUUCAUCGGCAGGAUGCUCGGCAAAGCUGUUUACGAGGGUAUAGUGGUGGAUGUGCCGUUCGCAUCAUUCUUCCUGAGCCAGGUGCUGGGUCAGACGCAGCAGGCACUCUACAGCUGGAUCGACGAGCUGCCCUCGCUCGACCGCGACCUCUAUCGCAGCCUCACCUACAUCAAACACUUCCAGGGUGACAUAUCAACGUUGGAGUUAACAUUUUCAGUGGAUGAAGAGAGGUUAGGUGAGAUUGUGACACAUGAACUUGUACCAGGUGGUAAAGCGAUACCGGUUACUAAUGAAAAUAAAAUAAAUUACAUCCACAUGAUGGCACACUUCCGUAUGCAUACACAGAUCAAGGACCAGACAAAUGCUUUCAUUAAAGGCUUUCGGACCAUCAUCAAUCCAGAAUGGCUCUCCUUGUUCUCUACUCCUGAGCUGCAGCGACUGAUCAGCGGCGACAACGUGCCCCUGGACCUUCGCGACCUGCGUCGUCACACGCUCUACUACGGCGGUUUCCACGACUCGCAUCGCGUCGUCUGCUGGCUGUGGGACGUACUGCAGCGCGACUUCACCGAGCAUGAGCGCGCCAUGUUCCUUAAGUUUGUAACAUCAUGCUCCAAGCCGCCUGUACUAGGUUUCGCUCAUCUGAAGCCUCCCUUCUCAAUACGUUGUGUGGAAGUUGGUGAUGAUGAGGACACGGGCGAUACUAUAGGUAGUGUAAUUAGAGGAUUCUUCACGAUAAGAAAGAAGGAUCCAUUGAACCGUCUGCCUACUUCUUCUACCUGCUUUAAUUUACUUAAACUUCCUAAUUACCAGAAACGUAGCACUUUGAGAGAUAAACUACGAUAUGCUGUUAAUAGUAACACAGGAUUUGAACUCUCCUAGAUCUAGGCUAAGAUAUGAGUCUACAUAUCCUAGAUCUCCAGACUUUAAUACUAGAUUCGACUUUGAAAUGAUUGUUAAGAGGUUUCAAGUUAGUUAAACUUAAAGUUGGUUAUUAUGGGUUCCAAUAAAAAAUGU
Papilio machaon (common yellow swallowtail) is the source of this 3626-nucleotide messenger RNA. RefSeq names its product ubiquitin-protein ligase E3B. Gene Ontology annotation, molecular function: ubiquitin protein ligase activity; protein binding. Gene Ontology annotation, biological process: ubiquitin-dependent protein catabolic process; protein polyubiquitination. The coding region runs from base 246 to 3491 and encodes 1081 amino acids. The record is from RefSeq and is a predicted model, not a curated record. Lineage: Eukaryota; Metazoa; Arthropoda; Insecta; Lepidoptera; Papilionidae. The transcript is spliced from 19 exons.